AAAUACAUUUUCCCUCUCUUUUUUUUUAUUUUGUCUUUUCUUUUGAUAGCCACUAUGGACAUGAAAAACAUGAAACGUAAACGAAGCGAUUCUGCAUUCAAAAAGACUACAUUAAGUCAACCUACUGCUAAACAAGAAACUGAAUAUCCACCUGGACCUAUUCAUAUCAAUCCAUCUUGGAAUCCUACUAGCAGGACAGAAAAGCCACCCUAUUCUUAUGCGACUAUUAUUGCGCAUGCUAUCCUGUCAAGCAAAGAAAGAAAAUUAACCUUGCAUGAUAUUUACAUCUGGAUAACAGAAAACUAUCCGUUUUAUUCCAAUGAUACUCAGGGCUGGCAGAACUCUAUAAGACACAACUUAUCUUUACACAAAGCUUUUGUAAAGAUUGACCGUGAUCCUAAUGCACAAAACCCUCCUCGGAAAGGCUGCUUCUGGACUAUCCGAAAGGGAAAAGAAAAGUCCUUUAUCGACAACUUACAAAAACCCCUCAACUCUCUUAAGAAACAACACUCUAUGUCACAUUUCCUCCAUACUAAAAGACAGUCUAUUCAACUCUCCUCUCGUCGUUCCUCUAUGGCUAAAGAACCUGUUGUUACUCCAACCACAGAAACCUUUGGUACAACAUCUUUUUGUAUCUCGGAAUCUGAGCCCAUUGUUGUAUCAUCUUCAUCAUCAUCAUUAUCAUCAUCAGAUCAUUCCCCUGUCAUGACUGGCUCACCCACUUACAACCAAUUACUGUGUAAUGUACCUGAAUCCACAAUGUCAUACAAUGUUUAUCCAGACAACACAGAGUUAUUUGGUGAUUUCUAUCAGCAUACUCCUAUGUAUGCUUGUGAUAAUUAUCCUCCUUCACUUUCUCCCUGUGAUGCUUACUCGACUACUUCUUCAUUUACUGAUAAUUUGAUGGUUAACAUGAACUAUGGAGAACCUCAUUACGACCAACUCAAUCAUCGUCCUUUAUACAGCGAUGUCAUGGCAGAUUACUCGGAUUAUCCAAUGAUGACGAUGUUGAAACAUAAUGAAUACAUGGACAGUAAUACCGACUCACCAGUAUCACAAUAUUACCUUCAACAUCCCAAUACUUCAAGUUUCUUCCACUGUUAACAUACUGUAUAUACAUACUCUUUUUUUUUGUAAUUUUGUGUAUUUGCAACCUUAUAAUUUAUUUUCACAACGAGCAUUAUCAUAUACACUCUUUAUUUUUAUUCUCUGUUGUCUAUUCUCUAUUUGCACAACAAUACCACUUUUUUUUUCUGUGCAUUUCAUUAUGAUUUAUACCAACUUGUGCAUUCUAUGAACAUAAUAAUAAUAAAAAAAAGGAACUGCUAUGAACCCUAUAUUCAACAGAUUUUUUUUUUUGUUUACAUAAAACAACUUGAUGUCUCUCUC
This is a messenger RNA of Gilbertella persicaria, 1389 nucleotides long. RefSeq lists its product as uncharacterized. The record is from RefSeq and is a predicted model, not a curated record. NCBI's taxonomy places the organism in Eukaryota, Fungi, Mucoromycota, Mucoromycetes, Mucorales, Choanephoraceae. The transcript is spliced from 2 exons. Gene Ontology annotation, biological process: regulation of transcription by RNA polymerase II. Bases 55 to 1104 code for a protein of 349 amino acids. Gene Ontology annotation, molecular function: RNA polymerase II cis-regulatory region sequence-specific DNA binding; DNA-binding transcription factor activity, RNA polymerase II-specific.